Hydatigera taeniaeformis is the source of this 1395-nucleotide messenger RNA. The record is from the annotation of a GenBank genome assembly. Lineage: Eukaryota; Metazoa; Platyhelminthes; Cestoda; Cyclophyllidea; Taeniidae.
AUGCCCGACGAACAUCAAUCCACUAUGGAUGAAGGUUCACCAAACCAUGAUUCGAAAGAAAACUUGGUGUCGGUUGAUGGGAUUGAUGGAGUUUCGUACUUUGUCAAUGUUGUAUUUCCGAAUUCGGACACAUGCAAACUGCAAGUAUCCGCAGGGGAGAUUGUUCAGGAAAUUCAUCGCGCCCUAAUGGAGCGUGAGGAAUCAUGUCACCGGACGUGUUUCUCGCUGCAUUUCAAUGACCAAACCCUGGACUUGUUUACGGACUUAAAGUCUAUUGAAGGUCUGGAAGAGGGAUCAGAAAUUCGGGUUGUGGAGGAGCGUUAUACCACUCGCGAAGUGCGUAACCACGUCAAGCAUGUUCUUGAAAUCCUGAAUAGCAUUAAAUUGCGUGAUGCAUACGCUGGGAGGGAACAGAUGUCGUUAUCUUUUUUGAGCUCUGUUACUUUGGGCGACAUUUUAGAUCGGAAGCCAAAUCGCAUCGAUCCUAGCUCCUUGAGCUUCCUUCCUCCUUCUUACAUUAUGCCUGCCGUCGCAAAUGCCGAGCCUCCUCUUCUACCCUUGCAUCCUAUCUCAAAGGAGGAUAACGAUCUAGAUUGUCUUCAUCAGUUAAACUAUAGUAAUUGGAACCCCCCGCCCUCUUCUCGUCGUCUUGCUGGCGAUUUGCUCUACCUUGUUGUGCACACACUCGAAGGCAAACGAUGCCAUAUCACAGCGUGUCCGCGUGGUUUUUAUGUCAACCAGACCACGGACGAGAUUUUCAAUCCUGCCCCUGUUCAAAACGCCUAUGUAGUGCAUUCACUUGUUGAUCUCCUUAAACAAUUAAGUCCCACCUUCAAAAAGUCAUACGACACUUUACUCAAGCGGAGAGCGAACAAACAUCCGUUCGAACGGCUCCCUACACCAUAUCAGGUUUAUUCCUGGUUAACCCCUAAUUGGCAGCAUACCCUGGAUUCCGUGCGGAAGGAAGAAUCAUUGACAUCAAGGAUGGCCUGGGAGGAAAACCUUCCAGGUCAAACUCGCGACUGGAAUGAUGAGCUGCAGGCUACUCGUGAACUACCUCAGAAUGAUAUUAACGAGCAACUGAUGCGCGAUCGUGCUGUUUUCAAGUCGAAUUGUGAUUUUGUCGCGGCUAGCACUCGAGCUGCCGUCAACGUUAUCAACGGCGAAAUCGUAGCUAUUAAUCCGGGGGAGAAGCGAAAGCAACAGAUGUUUAUUUGGAACAACAUGUUCUUCUCACUGGGUUUCGAUGUCAAAGACCACUAUAAGGACUUGGGUGGCAAUGCGGCUGCCUACUCUGCGACAGUAAUUUUGUGCCUAUAUGGGCUGUCUAGCCCCACCGUUUAUCAUAACUUAUGUGGUAUUCUCCAGACAGUUCCACUUAAAUUUCCUCUUUGA